Molecule: messenger RNA, 708 nt
Organism: Ostertagia ostertagi
Lineage: Eukaryota; Metazoa; Nematoda; Chromadorea; Rhabditida; Trichostrongylidae
Source: the annotation of a GenBank genome assembly
AUGGUGCGGACUUACGCUUACAAUCCGUCGACGCAAGGCUCCUUCUUUGAUUCAGUAUUCACAAACCCAUCCACCAUAUGCUCUUCAUCACAGCAAUCACCCCAACAACAGUCACCUCAACGAGCCACUAAAGAGGUGCAACGUCAAGAUAAUGAAAUCGUGCCAGUCCGCCAGCAGAUUGCUCCUACAGAGCGAUGUCUCUGCAACGUUGGACCACCUCAGUACAGCAACGCUCCCUUUCAUUCUCCUUAUGUCGACCCUAUUGGAUCCAUAGUCGGUCUGCGAGUACUCUAUCUAGAUGGCAAACUGUGCUAUGUACCGGUGGAACCACAACUCAACUACAUGAUUAACCAGCAAUUCGGGAAUGGCUUUUGCGUGCACUGUGCUCGGAGAAAUGGGUUUUUGUCCAUGGGUAAUGACCAGAUCCACAAUCAAGCGUCCUAUAAGAACAGCAAUGGAGAAGUGCAUCCUGCUGACCCAGUCGUCAACAAUGGUUACCAGGAAAAAUACGCCAUUGACAGCCGCACAAUGUACAACCCGACGGCUGGUCCUGCAGUGCAGAAUCCACAGCGAAUACGCCAAUCUGAAGAUGACGGACCACCUUGGACUGUCCAACAUCCUCAACCCCGUUCUGGUGUUCGGCGCUCGUCUCUGUGGUUUGGCGGAGAAACAGUGCAGGUAACCUCCUUUGAGUUCAAAGAGUAUUAA